Odobenus rosmarus divergens (Pacific walrus) is the source of this 2557-nucleotide messenger RNA. It is a transcript of the gene MYORG, whose product is annotated as KIAA1161 ortholog. Bases 161 to 2305 code for a protein of 714 amino acids. The transcript has 2 exons. Gene Ontology annotation, molecular function: hydrolase activity, hydrolyzing O-glycosyl compounds. Gene Ontology annotation, biological process: carbohydrate metabolic process; skeletal muscle fiber development. The record is from RefSeq and is a predicted model, not a curated record. NCBI's taxonomy places the organism in Eukaryota, Metazoa, Chordata, Mammalia, Carnivora, Odobenidae.
CGCGCCGCGCCGUGGCAGCCCAACUCCGGCUAGCUUGGAGGGAAUCUUCGGGAGCCUCCCUUCACCCCCACUUCUGGGGUCACUGCCAAUCAGGCAGUCCAGGUUCAGAUGCGCUUUGUCGGGUGGUCCCACUGCCCACUCCUUCCCUAACUGGGGGCUCAUGCCCCAGAACCCUCAGGAGAAGAGCCAAGCCUACCCCCGCUGCCGCCCUGGGAGCCACGCAAACUGUAAGAGCCCCAAGGUCAUCGCAGCUGCAGCUAUGUACACCUUCUUGCCUGAUAACUUCUCGCCGGCCAAGCCCAAGCCCUCCAAAGAGCUGAAACCGCUCCUAGGCUCCGCGGUCCUGGGGUUGCUGCUGGUGUUGGCCGCAGUGGUGGCCUGGUGCUACUACAGCGCCUCUCUACGCAAAGCGGAACGCCUGCGCGCGGAGCUGCUGGACCUCAACCGAGGCGGCUUCUCCAUCCGCAACCAGAAGGGCGAGCAGGUCUUCCGCCUGGCCUUCCGCUCAGGCGCACUGGACCUCGACUCCUGCAGCCGCGACGGCGCGGUCCUCGGUUGUUCUCGCACAGCCGAUGGGCGCCCCCUGCAUUUCUUCAUCCAGACUGUGAGGCCCAAGGAUACGGUCAUGUGCUACCGCGUGCGCUGGGAGGAGGCGGCUCCAGGGCGCGAGGUGGAACACGCUAUGUUCCUGGGCGAUGCAGCGGCACACUGGUACGGUGGUGCUGAGAUGAGGACCCAGCACUGGCCCAUCCGCCUGGACGGCCAGCAGGAGCCUCAGCCCUUCGUCACCAGCGAUGUCUACUCCUCCGGCGCUGCAUUCGGAGGCAUCCUCGAGCGCUACUGGCUGUCAUCGCGUGCAGCUGCCAUCAAGGUCAACGACUCCGUGCCCUUCCACCUGGGCUGGAACGGCACGGAGCGCUCGCUGCGGCUGCAGGCACGCUACCACAACACGCCCUACAAGCCACCUGCGGGCCGCCCUGCUGUGCCAGAGCUCAGCUACCGCGUGUGUGUCGGCUCUGACGUCACUUCCAUCCACAAAUACAUGGUGCGGCGCUAUUUCAACAAGCCCUCGAGGGUGCCAGCACCCGAGGCCUUCCGGGACCCCAUCUGGUCCACGUGGGUGCUGUACGGGCGUGCCGUGGACCAGGACAAAGUGCAGCGUUUCGCCCAGCAGAUCCGCCAGCACCGAUUCAACAGCAGCCACUUGGAAAUAGACGACAUGUACACACCUGCCUAUGGAGACUUCGACUUCGACGAGACCAAGUUCCCCAAUGCCAGCGACAUGUUCCGCCGUCUGCGUGAUGCCGGCUUUCGCGUCACGCUCUGGGUUCACCCGUUUGUCAACUACAACUCAUCGUGCUUUGGUGAGGGAGUGGAACGCGAGCUGUUCGUGCGCGAACCCACCGGCCGGCUGCCCGCGCUCGUGCGCUGGUGGAACGGCAUCGGCGCGGUGCUCGACUUCACACGCCCGGAGGCUCGAGACUGGUUCCAGGGGCACCUGCGGCGGCUGCGCUCGCGCUACGCUGUGGCCUCCUUCAAGUUUGACGCAGGCGAAGUCAGCUAUUUGCCGCGGGACUUCAGCACCUACAGGCCGCUGUCCGACCCCAGCAUAUGGAGCCGACGCUACACUGAAAUGGCACUGCCCUUCUUCUCCCUGGCGGAGGUCCGCGUGGGCUACCAGUCACAGAACAUCUCAUGCUUCUUCCGCCUAGUGGACCGCGACUCGGUGUGGGGCUAUGAUCUGGGGCUGCGCUCACUCAUACCCGCCGUGCUCACCGUCAGCAUGCUGGGCUACCCAUUCAUCCUGCCCGAUAUGGUGGGUGGCAACGCAGUGUCUGAGCGCACAGCGGGUGGUGGCGAGGUGCCCGAGCGCGAGCUCUACGUGCGCUGGCUGGAGGUGGCCGCCUUCAUGCCCGCUAUGCAGUUCUCGGUCCCGCCCUGGCAAUAUGAUGCGGAAGUGGUGGCUAUCGCGCACAAGUUUGCCGCGCUGAGGGCCUCGCUCGUAGCGCCGCUAUUGCUGGAGCUGGCUGGUGAGGUCACUGACACAGGCGACCCCAUCGUGCGCCCCCUCUGGUGGAUUGCGCCCGGUGAUGAGACGGCACACCGCAUCGACUCGCAGUUCCUUAUCGGAGACACGCUGCUGGUGGCGCCAGUCCUGGAGCCCGGCAAGCAGGAGCGAGACGUCUACCUGCCUGCAGGCAAGUGGCGCAGCUACAAGGGCGAGCUUUUUGACAAAACCCCAGUGCUGCUCACCGAUUACCCCGUCGACCUGGACGAGGUUGCCUACUUCGUCUGGGCAUCCUGACCCAGCCCAGGACCCAGGAACCCCACAGCCCUAACCUCUGCCUUCAUGCAGGCCUUUCACCCUCCAUCACAACCACAUUGUGUAUCCCCAGGACGUCCCCACCUCUGCACCACCCACUAAGUGGGUGCCAACAUAAAUGUGCCCAACCAGCGGGGUAGAGCCAGGUGAGGGGGCGCUGAAGGAACUUCCCUUUCUAACGCACAAUCCGAAAGACUGUUCCCCUCCACACUCACUCCAGUCUGCCGACUGGAG